Molecule: messenger RNA, 13091 nt
Organism: Spirometra erinaceieuropaei
Lineage: Eukaryota; Metazoa; Platyhelminthes; Cestoda; Diphyllobothriidea; Diphyllobothriidae
Source: the annotation of a GenBank genome assembly
AUGCUUGGUACACCUCUCCCCGGUGGAAUUUUCCCGCCGCCCAACUUUGCGAUAAAACCUAUCAGCCCCGCCGCAGUAGAACUGCUGAAAAAUUCUGAUCAAAAAAUUUGGAAGGCUGGCUUGGAGGGCGAUGAGCACGAACUGGAUGUUGUAUUUGGAGAGGUUAGGCAGGAGGAGUUUUUCGGACCCGGCAUCAAACCGGAAAUGAUCGACGCAUGUAGCAAGUCCAUAUUCAUCCCGAGGCCAGUGAGAACUACCAAAAGUGAUUCAGUGAACGAUGGAGACGAGGGCGCAGUGACCCUGAAGAAGGGCGGUACCGGGCCCUUUCAAGGUGCACUGAUGAGCAGGAAGCCGCAGCUUCGCGGAAUACGAAAUGCACGCUUCAGGGAGUAUUUAAACAAGUACUUCCCGCGGGACAAUGUCAUAAUGCAGCCGAUGCAGCAUAUCAUAGAAGGUAUCUGGAGGGAGAAAUUUGGACCUUUAGUUCGAGUUUCCACCAACCUUAUAUCUGAUUCAGCCAUGUAGAUAGCUUGCAUCCAAGCACAGAAGCUUACUGGAAUUACAUACUAGGCAGUCCAUGUUAGUUUGUGCGGACUUUGCAGGAAGAUUCAAUUUCAGUGCAGAGAUUGCCCUGCGAAAACACUGUUUACUCCGAGACAGAAAACUACAAACAGUUUGUAGUAUUGAUUACACGCUGUAUAAUACCUAAAUAUCCCAGUCACAAUAGGAAGCCAAAUUUCGAACGUUCGUCUCUCCGGCUUUCUUCAAACAGUGGCUACUUAAGUAAUCUGAAUUUUUGACAGUGACUUUCGGCGCUCUUAUAACUCUAAACAUAUUAUAUAGAAAGCAGGAUUAAGGAUAGGUUGUGUAACCCAACUGCAUUUAAUAUGUAUGACUAACCUUGCUUGGCGGUAUUUUACCAUCCUAGGGUUUAUAUCUUCGCUUAUUUCAUCCGCUUUCGUCAGAAAAUCAAGCUGUGGUUGUUUGAAUGUUUUGCGACCUGGAGCCGUUGGUCCGUAUUUUGGAAGAAAAAAAUAAGCAUUAUUACUAACUCUGCUCAUUAAUGCAUCUCAUUAUUGUACGUAACCACUUCAUAUAUACUUUAUUUUCCUAAAUUUUUUUAUAUCAGAUUACUAGGUUGCUUAAUUAUGCAGACAAAAACAUGCGAUCAUGAUUAAGCAUUUAUCACGGUGUAUUUCCAUAGCUCCUCUAACAUUCAUAUGCAUCACGUAGCCUCGCAGUAAAUUUCCACAGUCGCACUAUUUGGCACUUACUGUUCUUCUUCCCUACUGGUUGUUCGUUCUAUGGCUUCCCAACCUGCUUCAAAUUUGCAAGCGGGGGUUUAUUCAAGCACUUUAUUUAUUGAAAGUUCCUUUUUGUUCAUUUUCCAAUCAAGGCACUUAAUUCCGUUGCUAUAUCUAAGCCUAGGAGAAGAAUUUGAACGGAAACAUCUUUAUUUUUUACGUUCUAUCGCAUUUAAUUCAUUCCCCCUCUGUGGUAAUGCUACACCCCUAAAACCCCUAUUACUACCAUUUCCGUAUUACACGGGCCUGGAAGUGCUGGUUGCGCGGUGGAGUUACACAACCUACCAUUGCCAAAGCAGGCUCUCGAGUAUCGUCCCCUAAACUCGUUUUAUAGCAAAACACGUCUUAUCAAAGUUUCGUACUGGAAUGAAUUAUAGUGUUCAUAAUUAAAUCAGCUUUUCAGUCUCUGUAGGUUUUUGCACUCUACUUCAGUUGCACAUUUUCCAUUUAAAAAAAUAAACCAUUCUUCUGUAUUUUAUGGGGCUCGUAGCACUUUCCAGUGGACAAGACACGACUUGCACAACUCUCUGUUUUCAGCUACUAUUGUCGAACGAAAGAUUUUUCGAAAUCCAGACAGAAAACAGUCUUCUCAAAAGUAACCGACUGUCACGUAAUUUGCCAAAAUGAUCCAUUUUUUCGGUAAGCGAAAUCUCUAGCCUUCAAAAUCCAUAUCAAAUCGGCUUGGAAGGACUAAAACUACAAAGGGUAACUGAGUACUCCAGUUUUAGUGUCGAUGAUCAAAACGACAACUUUUUGAGGAUAAAAAUGCCUUGAUUGCAUUGUUUUGCCCGUGCUUCAGCUUUAGAAGAGGUAGAAAGGUUGAAGGAACCACAGCUUAACACGAACCACUGAUAUUUCUUUUUUCGAUUUAGUUUGAAUUUUAAUCACGCAGAGUACUCUUUAAGUCUUGUAGCUGUUAUAAAAAUUAACAAAUCCCAUUGUGCAAAUGUAGGAGCCAUACGACAAAAGGUACAUGGAAGUUCAACUUACUAAAUUUUACUCUUGUUUUAUCGUCGCACCUCAAUAUGACUAUUUCUCGGGCAUUUUCUCAAACGUUCCGGGUACACUCUAGUGUUGAGGAAUUAGAAUGGCUUAAAUUUCGUUUGUUGUUUUGAUAUUGAUUUCAUACAAGUAAUGAGGUUCGUUGAGUAACCGAUUAUUUCAAGAGGGUUUCAUAUAAAAAUCCGCUGGGGUAAGUUCAGGUAAAAGUGUUGGCCUGGGAAAUGGACCACCUCUAUCUGCUCAUUUAAAUGAGAAUGUACUAUUUACAAACUAGCUGAAACUUAAUACAUAAUGACAGGGUUUUCCAGUAUGCUGGUCAAAAAUGUUAAUUGGAAGUUUCAGCCUCUGCAACUCGAGAAUCAUAAACCGUCGGCAACCGAUCCAGUUACCUUUAAAAGUGUUCAUUCAGUCACUCGCUGAAUAAAUUUCUGCGCGAAGAAUCUGUUUAUCAUGAGCUACUAAAUGUCUUCUAGCGGCCGUUAUUGAUUUAAUCUUGGGAAGUCGAAGUAAGCAGUUAAUUUUUUUCUUUUAAAUUUGGCAUCCGAUGAAUCAACGGCUAUGAGAUCAAAUAAGAAAAAGAUAAAAAAUGGGAAGUGGGAAAUUUACACAAAUAAAAUUCUGCUAUUAAGGACUUUGAGGGUUGAAGUUUGAUAAGGCUUAAACAGUUCAUACCCCAAGAGUCAUAAUACCCGCAUCAUGGCUCUGCUAACAUCUCGAGGUUUGAUCCUUUUAUCUCCUUACCUUACCUUACGUUCCACACUCUGCCGUCAAUGUCCAAAUUAGCUUUUGAUUCGUCUCUCACCGAAGCCAGCUGUUUUACUCUUAGCCCUGAGGUAUUUUGCGGAUUUUGCUGUCAUUACCAGCAUCAAAUCCCGUAGAAUAAACAACAAAAUCAACGUCAUCAUCAUCAUUCUCACGUUAGUAGCAGAACCUUAAAUCCCGACUGUGAAUUGACUAGGCGUUCCUCCUUCCUUCCCUCCCUCCUCCCGGCAAGUCAGAGUAUGCCAGGGAAAAAGUAGCAAACGUACACUUUUGUGGUUUCUAGACACCUACCGAACCUGGGCCCGACACUUUCUACCCUGCCUAAGCAAUUGAUAUGAGCCUGACGGUCAGUGCCAACUAGUCGUUACAGUUACAAAUGUAACUGACGUCGGAUGAAGCAACAAAUAUGUAGGGCUAUAACCUACUCAAAUAGAUAUAGUAGAUAUUUCAUAUUGAUUCAACUGUGAAAAACUCUGCGCCUCGGUAGUAGAUAUUAUUUCUAGGCGACGGAUAUUUGGGUGUCCUCUCCCGAUUGUUGCACAAAUUACAAAAGCUUGCCUUUUUAGUCCACUACAGAAGGUCUACGGCCUGGGUAACUAAAUAAAAGUGAUCAGAUAUAUCCAGUCCAACCUGACGACACACCAUUCUGUCAUGAAGGUAACCGGUAGUCCACAUUCGCAAGUUCAUUAAGGAUAGGCAAGUAAGCCCCGUAGGAACAAGUUUAUGGAAAGUGAACAAUGUUACCUUUCGAGGAAACAUAAAUCAAUUAAAACUGCAUUUCAUUUUUCGAGAAGGAGGACAAAGCUAAUGGUGCGCAGUAGAACUUAAUUCCCCUAAUUACUUACGAGCCACCAAAACACAACGAAGCUCUCGUAUUCCAUCUUGCAUUUGCGGUAACUCGAUACAACCCUCAUCUCAUAUCACCUCGUGUGGGGUGGCGUGUCAACAAGAACACUUUCGCCAUUUAUCCUUUCUAUCCUACUCAAAGGCAUUACAGAGGGUCCAUGCCAGCGCGUAGAUGGAGAGGAGGCCCACCAGAUGAUCGACAGUCAGAAACCACCCAGCCCCACCCACUUGUCGAUCAAGGAGAAGUACAUGCAGUCAGCCAGCUUGAGCCUGCUUUCCAACGGCCAUGGUGAGGAGUCGGACAGGGCUGACGUGGGGGUCAUGACUCGUAUCCCGUCAGGCGGACGAAAACUCCUGCUAAAGAAAGAAUGUAAGUUUAACUCCAUUAUCAUUAUUGCGUUUUCGGAUUAUAAGAUCUACCGUCCGAAAGCGACCCCGUUUGCGGUUUUGUAAACAUAUUGUUUAGCUACUGGAGUAAGUGAAGAUUGGAUCUUUAGGGGAAAAUCAAAAUUUCGUUGUCCAUCCUGAAGUUCGGUCAAACCGUCUGUGCUGAUUGCACACGCGCUUGGCCUGCACCUCCCUCCCCAGCACUUCGUCUCAAUACUCCUCCAAAGGAAAUUUCUGUUUGCAGAGUGGGUGCAGACGUCCAUUCCUGUGCAUUUAUGGUUUUGGAAAACGACCCCGACAACAGAAACACACAAAAAGUGCGCACGUAUGUUGAAAUCGCAUGCGCAGUCUUUAGUCAGAUAGCUUGUUGAACGCACUCCGUUUCACUAAAGUCUGAGGAAUUCCCUCUGGUCGGUUGCUUGGAUACCCUGGAAGGGGAAGGCAACAUUCACAACGCUUCCGAUUUUAUGCAAACUUUGUGACUGAACUGAAGAAAUAUGCAAAACUCCUUCAGCAAAUAUGUCUUGUUCAAUCUUUGCAGUUUAAGAGUGGAGAAGUGCUCUCAAACACGCCAUCCGAACGAUAAUAUUGCGUGGAAAGAAAUUCCAGCCCUGGCGGAAUGACGAAAUACCACAAAUAUCUGUCUGCGACUUCUGGCGUUUAAGAAACUCUGCUUGAACAUAACAAUUUCUUACUUUUUUAGUGUUAAGAACGCAUCAGGGUGUAUCUGCAGACGGUCGCGUGCGUAACCAGUUGACAACCUAAAUCUAACCGUGCUUCGCUGGCCAAGUCAUGCUUCGUAAAAUUGCAAUACAGUAAGUGGGCUUACUCAUGAAAUGUCGACAGAAAUUCCGAAAUGUGUUUUCGAUUCGAAAAGAUUAAUUAAGUAGGGUUGUAAAAUUAGUCAGACUGCACCAUAAUUCUAUGAUAUUUCACUUACGCCAGCAUGCCGGCUUCGAAUGAACUUCCCUAUGGCUGAACGCAAAAACGACACUCUGUAAAAAAUGGCUACAUAAAUAUCAUGAAUUUGUCUCGAUGGUUUUCGAUGCCCCUAAAAGUCCAAUUAUGUUUCAUGGAAAACAUGCAUGAAAAUAUUCAUUCUUUUGCUCAUUCAGUAGAAUAUUACGUCUCCUUCCAAUUUUAUACUCAAAGGAUGGGUAUAAUUCGGUUUCGAAAAAGUUUCUAAUUGUGAGUUUUUUAAAAUCGUGAAAUGGCCAUUCAUAAAAUUAUUCGGGAAUUUGAAAAAUUUUUGAACCCCGAAAUAUGCACCUUCGAGUGUAAAAUUACACGAAUACGUAAUUUUCUACUGAAUGAGCAAAAGAAUAACUAUUUUUGUGCAUGUCUUCCAUGAAAUAUAAUUCAAUCUUUAAGGACAUCGAAAAUUAAUGAAAAAAUGCAUGCUACUUAAGUAGUCAUCUUUACGGAGUAUGGUUUUUCGAUGCAGCCAAAAACAAGUUUGCUGGAAAGCCGGCGUCAUAGGGUAACGAAAUUAUUAUAGAAUUAUGCUGCAUGAUGUUUGAUUUUAAAACCCUACUUAAUUAAUCUUUUCAAAACGGAAACGCAUUUCGGAAUUUCGGUUGACAUUUCAUGAGUUAGCCCACCUACUUUAUAAAUGUCCCUUGGGGGUCUGCCUGAUAAGAUUGAGUUAAUUCGAAAAAGAAGGCUGCGUCAUUUUAAGUCACAUUAUUUAGGAAAUAAGGCCUUCGCCAUUGAGCCCCCUAUUCAUAUCAAAAAUUGAAAUUGACGCAAAUGAGGUGAGAGAGGGUUCGAACCACAGCCUUCUGUCCGGGAGAUUUUCCGGAAGAGAUGCGGGAGACGGGUUGAACUAUUUCUGACUAAUUUUUUCUUGCCACACCGCAAGCUCAGUCGCGGAAGGCCUGGAGUUCGGAACAGAAGUCAGUUGAUUUAGUCCAACCGAGGCACGGGCCUGUUGCAAUCUACUCAGCGCGUGGCCAGUUGAGGGCCUUCACAGGGCCUUAACUGUCGCUUUAGACCAACUGAACCCUGUUUAGGAUUCCACAUCUGUCCUGAUUGAGGCUCCAGUAUGACGAGCAGUAAAUCUGAAAUAGUUACUCACGUGUAAUUCUCUUUUCCGAGUUGUUAAGAUUCUUAUGGAAAAAUCCAGAGGACCAGUUGGCGCAUAUAAGCUUGCUGUCGAUAUAUUUCCACUGGAACAGCACAUCCACGUGGGAAAUGGACGCAUGUAAAACAUGUUGACGACGAGGGAAAUCGAUUGCAGGGUGUCCUUUUAUGCCCCCCACCCCAAUAUUCCCACAUCCCACUUGUGUGAAGAAAACGAAUUAUAAUUGAUUUCUCUUAGCACUCACAUGCUUUAUUUGUACUCCGCUCCCAUUUAAAUGCACCGGCCCCAUGUGAAUUUAUCGAAACCACAAGUAUUCUCACAAACUGGUCUUCUGAAUAACCUUUUUGCUCGCCGUUCUACAACUACCAUUAAGGUUCCUAGCCUAGUUUCUAAGACGAAUGAGGAGGAGCACAUUCCAUUUCGCAGUCAGGCCACGCCAGCUGGAGUCAUCCGAAAGUGCCCUCACAGUUUGAAUACUCGUCAACGCGUGACAUCCUAUCGAAAUCGGUGCUAGCUCUGCACUGUUGCCCUGUGUGAUUUACCUUCAAGGGUUCGGCCCGAAUCCCCUCCUGGGCAUCGAUCUUAGCGCUGGGUGGUUUUGAUCACGGCUAAUUCUCCUAAGUUUAAGACUGUUUCAUAUAACAAGUGAUUGUGAUCCUUCUUCCAGCCCAGCUUUUGGUAAGGGUAUGGUUUAUGCCCAGGUUUUCUUCUGAUAGACGCUUCUUCGGACACUCCCGUCAGGUCGCCUGCUUAGAAGAACAGUUAAGAAAGGGAGCGAACCGACCGUUUCGAUUACAUUUGUGAUUUUCUAUCUGCUAAUCAGCAGGAAAUAGGACUUCCGACGAAGACACUCUAGGAACUAUUACUAAGAUGCACAUUAAAUGUGCAGUUCCUGUUCGACAACCAAUUCUAUAGACAAGUAGACGGCGUUGCUGUGGGCUAAUCCCUUGGACAUCUCCUAGCCGAUGUCUUCAUGGGCAAACUGGAGAGAUUCCAAACAUGCGAUCAGAUCGGUAAGCUUAAACAUUACAGUCGCUAUGUUGAUGAUAUCUUUGCAAUUGCCACUGCAGAAACCGACGUAGCUACCCUCUUAGAUGCUGCAAAUCAGGCACACCCGUUGAUCAAAUUCAUGCUGGAGAUCAAAACGGCCGGUUCGCUCCCUGUCUUAGAUGUUCUUUUAAGCAGGAAACCUGACGGGAGUGUCCGAAGAAGCGUCUAUCGAAAAAAACCUGAUCCGGACAAUACACAAACUUUGCCAGUUUCGUACCCCUCCAAUAAAAACGAAAUCUGGUCCGAUGUUUAGCAUACAGAGCCAGAAAAAUUUGCUCAACAGAUGGCAUCGAGGGGGAGCUCAGAAAAAUCCAGAACUUCCUUUGCGAAAACGGGUAUCCUGACAGGUAUCUUGCAAAGAACAUUGCCGAACGACCGAUCAAACCCGCCACACCGUCCACCGAAAAGAAAACUUUGUUCCUCAAAGUACCUUUCCAAGGGGACACUGGGAGUGAACUCCUAAGGAGACGCCUUGAUUAAGCUGUUUCGCGAACCUUCCCAACAGCAAGGGUUCAAAUAUCAUUCUCUACUAACCUUAUUUUACGCGGAGAAGGUAAGGAUAAGUUGUCACCGCAGACCACCUGAAUGUGCACCUUUUCCUUCACUUGCUUCUGUGGAGCAGGUUAUAUUGAUCGUACGAGUCGACGCUUUUCCAAGGGAAUACGGGAACAUCUCCCGGCAUGGCUGGGAAAAGGCGAAACGAGGAGCAGAAGCAGCGCCAUUCUCGCGCGUGUUGUCGAUUCCGAACAUCUUGUGGACCCCAACAAAGCUUUUCGUAUGAUUUAGAAGGUUCCAUCGAACUACCCUAAGCUACUGGGCCAGCGCCUGCUAGCGACAGCGGAAGCGGCUGCCAUUAGGUUACGAAAGCCAGUCUUAUGCACACAUGCGAACCACGUUCAAGCUCCGCGCCUACAGUGGUUGAAGGUCGACUAACGCUGCAACUCUCCUCGCCCUUCCGCUCUCAUCCCGCCCCUGACAGUGACUGCUAUAACCCACCUCCCCAAAUUCCCACACUCCGCCUGUGCUUUGCGGAGAACUUUUAUCGAUUUCUCUUAUCGCUGACAUGUUUUACUUAUGCCCCGUUCCCCUAUAACUGUACUGACCCGAUGAGAAUUUAUCGAAAGCUACGUAUGCUCGCCGCCUCGUCUUCAGAUGACACUAUUUAUUUUAUGAUAAUAACAAAUAAAUUUAGGCCCGGAUACAAACCAUAUUCUUGCCAAGCUUUUGACUAAAUCACUCUAUCACGACCGUCCAUCCCAUUCAGACGCAAAGAAGAGGAAGAAAGAUAUCGGGAUCAUGCAGUUCCAACAGGCAAUGGGGGAGGCAGAAACCAGGGCAGAGGAGGAAGAGGAGGUAGAUGAGGUUAACCCAGACCGUUAUGACUGCCUGCCGCCACCAACCCCACAACGCCGAGUCAUCACAGUGCGUCAGCGGGGACGAAGAAAUACUGUCAACAAAAAUUGCGAAUACUACAAGCAGGUAAUGGAGAACUUUUCAAAGCGUCGGAAGCGAAAACGAGAGCAGCGCCGAGAGACCCUGAUUAGGUUGGCCAACCUCUACUCUAGCCUCAGCGAGGAGGUGUGUAGUGUUGUCAGUGAGAAUCCCACCCCCAGCUACGCACUGGCCUCCCUGCGACAGCAUCAACAGGAUCCCAGGCACCGAUCCAGCAGCGCCGCUGUGUUGGACAGGUCAGUCCUGCAGGCCAGCCCCGUUGGUCGCCUGCCUCGAGCCAGAUCAGAGAACGCGGACGAGGCGGUCUCCAAAAUCCUCUCCCAGGCGGAGCUGGAGGACUACUUUGUCCUGCUGCAGAGCGGCGCACCAAACGUCCCUCGGGGCAACACUGAGUCCCGGAGUCUGAGCUGUUCUCGACAGUCAAGUUGCAGCCAACUGUAUGGCGUCAACUUGCAGAACAUGGGCCGAGCGUCGUCAGUACUCGCACCAUCGCCUCAGCUGCUGCCGCCGCCGCCCGUUGGCACCUCCGUAAUGAAGGCGGGUGAUGGAGAGAACGCCGGGGUUGAUAGCGAUGCCGGUGGAACUUUUAAAUGCCCUCCGGGGAUGGAGAACCUGUGUAUGUCGUUGGCGGAGGAUCUAGGCCACGCUCAGGCUUGUCUCGUAUGUGCACUACUGGUGAGUUUGAUUCAGGAGCGUUUUUUACUAUUCGCUAUCACUUGAAGACAAGGUUGAUGGACCAGAGAACUAGACAUCGGAGAUUGAUUGGAGCUCAUACGCAGCCGGAGAGCGUGUGCAGUUGGGUGGAUGGACCCGAGCCUGGUAUCGCUCCCGGUUCCUAGUAGCGUGCUGUUAACUUUCGGCUUCUUAAGAGAAGUAGAGCAGGAAACCUUUUGUGAUUCAGUUCCACCAAUCUCACGUCAUCUACCUCCUGGUCUGAAGACACUGUCUUAUCUACAGUCGCCUAAUGACUGCUGCUAGCGUUUAUGAACUACGAGAGAAUCUGCGCAGCUACUUUUUAAGGUGAUACCAGGCUUCCAACCCUUUAGUCGUGAAUCGAAGCCAGUGCAGAGUUUAAUGUCCUUUCACGCUUUAGUUAUGGGUGACUAGACUUCGGUAGGCCUUCGAAAGAAGUCUAUCCAUAUGUCAUUUAUAUUUUGGCAGAUUUUGAAUAAUUCAUAUUGACCCAACUGUGAAAAACUCGGCGCCUCGGUGGGAUUCGAACCCACGCAGUAAGGGGGAAGGCUUUAGUACAGCCAACGCUCUAACCACCUGAGCUACGAGGCCCCGCCGGACGACGCGAGUUUUAUCACACUGUAUCAGAUUUGGUGGAUUCCAGACGUUGCAGUAGGUUGGGCGGGUAACUUGACCCAAGUGUGAUAAAACUCGCGUCUUCCGGCGGGGCCUCGUAGCUCAGGUGGUUAGAGCGUUGGCUGUACUAAAGCCUUCCCCCCUUACUGCGUGGGUUCGAAUCCCACCGAGGCGCCGAGUUUUUCACAGUUGGGUCAAUAUGAACUAUCCAUAAGUGUCUAUCGGUUUCCUCUGCGAUGGCGACCCUCGCGCCUACAGUUUUACUGUAUCGCUGACACCUGUGAGUCUUACUCGUUCUAGGACCAGGAUAUAAUAAUAAUUGAGAGUUAAAUACUAAGUAAGUGUGACUGGGUUAGCAGGAACCAGGAUUGGACAAACUUCACUUUCAAUUCUCUGCCAUUAAAAAACGUUUAAAAAUCUCUUCAGUUAUUGAGACUCAUCGACGGAUAAAUCCCCUUCCCAUCUUAUUUAAAGAAACCGCACUUGUUGAAAGUGGGGGCUAUAGGUCAAGCUAUGUGUUAAAACGCCUAAAUAUUGACCGGGGUCUUUAAAAAAUGCCUCGGUUUAAAAGAAUUCCGCAACCGAUGUUACAACAGUACACAUUAGAAGGAAUGUUUUCAACCAAGAAUAUUCUCUCAUUUGUGAGAAAUAAUAGGUAUCUAAGAGUUUCAGCCUUUCACAUGUAUUAAAUCAAAUUGAGAGAAGUUACUUUAUACUCCCUAUUCCACAACCCACCCUUUCUAGGCGGCUGAGUUAUUUUUGCUGAAUGAUGCCUAAAUCAUUGGCCGAAGCUAUUAGUUGCCUAAAUGAGGACGUAAGCAAGAAGGAAGUAAUUCACUCGGACAUUCAACAGGAUGGGAUGGGAUAGAUCGCAGAAUAAAGAUAGUAGUCGAACUCGAAUACUUACCUUUUUGGUUUCGUUAUUUCAUAGCGAUUAUCCUAUGGCAGUUUUUUAGACAUUACCGAGCUUCUGUUAGAAGAAUUACUUGUCCUGCCUCUCACAAAAUGGCUGUCCUCGCCGGUCCGAGAUCACUACUCGUCGGGCAGAGGCGAAUUUUUAUGAGAAAACAUGAAAUUUGUCUUCUUUCGGUGCUGAUUGAUGAGACCAGCGACCGCCAGGGCCCUCCGGUGGUACCACUCCUCUGAAUACACACUUAUACGGGAGUGGGUUUAGUUGACAUUCCUACACUUUAGAAAACGCACACAUAAACCCUGAUCUCUCAUGGAUUCUUUUGAUUAUAUUUCAUUCGCAUCUUACCUCUUUCUCUCUGUCUGGAACUUUGGACGACAUCUGAGAGACUAGCGACCACCAGAAACUGUAAUUGGGAGGGACGACCAGUUUGACUGUGAAAAAACUAGGUGAAACCAUGAGCAGUCAAAUGUAUCUGAUGUCGACUCGAGCUUCAACUACCAUCUGAUCAUUUUUGGAAUCACACCACAGCCCUUCCACAGGCGUACAAAAUUGAAGUCAUUUCGAAAAUUCUUCCGGUUAUUUGACAGGUCUGCGAAGCUUUUAUGGCCAAACAGUCUGGGGAAGCCUUACUUCCCCAUGUUCAUCUACUGGCUAGUCGUCAGAUUGCAGGGUCUGCUGGCCUUCAUAGAAAACUGUCCUAUUAUGUUUCAUGUGCGGAUGUAUCCGGGUAGACCUUAGUUAGACUAACAGACAGGUCACGCCUUUCGUGGGGUUCCGUGAUCCUGGCUCCAUAAAUUUUCCCAUUUAUGAGAAGGGUUUACACUGCCGACCGACAGUCGCAAUGACGUAAAAAAAUCAAACGAAACUGCUCAGUACGCUUCUAAGCGGUAUCAUGCCCAUUGGUAGUAUGAUGACUUCUUGCUGAACGGUUUUCCAAAUAUUUAUGCAGUCUGAGCUUGGAUGCAAAGGGCUGCUUAAGCGAUAUGUAUUGUUGCACUCUUUUCCGAUGACUGCCUAUAUGUUAAUUUAUGUUUAGUAGAAGAGCCAAAGACAGGUUGUUUCUUAAAUAUACACGUACUAGUUGCUUUUCAAGCGUCAAAAUACUCCAUUAUAAAGUUUGCGGAAGAUGUGAUUUCUAGAAAACGCGGACAAAAGGGUAACUUUAGCAUAUCUGAGCGUGAUCUUCUUAAAUGUAGGGUAAUGUAUCCUCGGAAUUUUCCGCUCUUCUGAUAUAAAUUCAGUAUUUUUAAACAACGCAACAUUAUCUUUGAAAGUCCUUUUAUGAUUUCCACCACCACAAAGUUGUUCUUCACUAGUAUAGGUAUUGGGUUCACGCACUGGUGCCGAUUUGUGAGUGAUUGGUAGAAAUUCACAGAUUUCGACAUCCUUCAUCAGUCAGGCCACCUACUGUAUCUGCAUUCCAUAUGCAAGCGUCCCCAUGAGAAUAGAAGAAAUAGACAGUUGGAAAAUAAUGCCCCCGAGUGAACUUUUAAAUCAGUAAUUAGAAUACUAGGUAGUACACCUGUUUGUCUGCAAAAGAAAACCCUCCCCUCAGCAUCUAUGACAACUCGUAGCAGGGCCAAACAUUGAGUCCGAAUGAAUUUUGUGAUAGGGGUUUCCAACUUUGUUCCCACUUCCCAGCUCACACAACCUGCUCCUUCGGCCAAAUUUCUAGCCGGACCUGGUUGAAUCCAACAAAAUCGGCUACCUAAUGCCGGCCAAUCCCUUCGCACCGGUUCAACGCCUGCGCUCCAUUCAGGCUGUGGCACUGAACCAGGACUUUGUGAAGCACUUUCAGCGACCCACCUCCAAACAGGAGGCCUAUCCACGCGCGGCUGGCGGCCCCCUGUCACUCUUCGUGCUGCCUCGGUGGGAGCAGAGGUACCUGGGCCUGCGUCCAGACAGGGACCGCGAGAAGGUGGUCAUUGCAUGCAGGCGACCGCCGGAGGAUGUGCGUCUAUGGUUGCCCAGUGGGAUGCUGUGA